AUGGCUGACAACCUGCUGGAUGUGGGACCUCCGAACUCAAAGCGGCCAAAGCUGAAUUCACCUGCGCUGUCAGCCUCGGAUGGACCAGAUAUUGGGUUAUCCUGGGACGAUCUAGAGAAUGAUCUGCCUGAUGAGUUGAUUCCCAACGGUGAUGUUAGUCUGAUGGGUGGAAUGCCAUCCAAUGGCGGAGCGGCCAGUGGUGCCACAGGAGGGAGUGUUGUCCCGGAUGCAGCGGCGAAGCACAAGCAACUGUCAGAACUUCUUCGUGGGAGCACAACAAACAUCACCGGCACAGGUCUCAACUCUGCCAGCCCACAGUCUGGUAACAUGGGUGCACAGCUGGCCUCAGCAUUAGGUAAAAGUCCUCUUGGCCAGGGAUCCCCCAACAAUCAUCCGUCUCCUCAGGCUCAAAAAGCCGUAACACCAACAGGAGUUGCAGGACAGAACAACAAUAACACCACAACUAUGGGCUUUAACCAAGCUAUGAUGAACAAUAACCAGACUCAUCCAGGGCUCCUGGCCCAGCCACAGUCGGGCCAAGUGAUGAACGGUGGAAUAGGACCAGGGGUGGGGAGAGGAAGGGGUACAGGAAUACAUUUUCAAAACCCCACGAUGCAGGCAGCACCCCCAGGAGGAGCUGGUAGUGCCCUGGCAGAGACUCUUACCCAGGGGCAGCAGAUGGUGGCCCAUUCUGCUCUGGGUGCACAACAACAAACGGCCAACUUGAAUAAGGUGAGUAGUAAUGGUGCCCCAUUUGGAGCCCAGUCUUACGGACAGGCUGCUUCAGGUCCGGGGCAGCUCCAGAACAAGGCCCUCACCAACAGUUUACCAUCCUUCCCCAAUGAACUCAAAGGGGCGUCAGUAACCAGUGUGCCAAACAUGCAGCAGACAGCCAUGCUGCCUCUGGCGGGUGGUGGGGGAGUGGCAGUGCCUUCGGCUGGACCUACUGCUGACCCAGAGAAACGCAAACUCAUUCAGCAGCAGCUGGUCCUGCUGCUCCACGCACACAAAUGCCAGCGGAGAGAACAGGCAAAUGGGGAGGUGAGGCCGUGUGCCUUACCCCAUUGCCGCACUAUGAAGAACGUCCUAAACCACAUGACCCACUGUCAAGCUGGCAAGUCCUGCCAAGUUGCCCAUUGUGCAUCAUCCAGACAGAUUAUCUCUCACUGGAAAAACUGUACACGCCAUGAUUGUCCUGUGUGUCUACCACUGAAAAACGCCAGUGAUAAAAGAACACAACCACCCAUGCUGAGCUCCCCCAACACAGGCCUCCAAAACCCCAUGUCGGCAGUAGGGGUAGGCCAGCCCAGUGCUCCCACCAUCAAUACAUCAGCACCCAUCGACCCAAGCUCCAUGCAGAGGGCCUAUGCAGCACUUGGGCUCACCUACAACAGUCAGACAACGGGGCAGGCACAUGGUCCCGGACAGACAACGGCUCCCAGUGCACAGACUCAGCAGCUUCAGCCAAUGAGACCUAUGGCCCACGGAAACCAGAUUUCUUUGGGAGGUUCAUCAAUGGGUGUAACCGCUGCUGAUCAGGCUAACCUACACACAGAAAGUAUCCCUAAUGCCCUAAACACGAACAAUCAGCUUCUCCAAGAUGGAUCCUCAGUAGGCUCUAUGGGAAACCUGCCCACUGCAGCUCCUUCUGCCACAGGCAUCAGGAAGGCCUGGCAUGAACAUGUGACUCAGGAUCUGCGUAAUCACCUUGUUCACAAACUAGUCCAAGCCAUAUUUCCGACUCCAGACCCUGCUGCUCUGAAGGACCGGCGAAUGGAGAACCUUGUGGCCUAUGCACGGAAAGUGGAGGGUGACAUGUAUGAGACGGCAAAUAGCAGGGAUGAAUAUUACCAUUUUCUGGCUGAGAAGAUUUAUAAAAUCCAAAAAGAAUUAGAAGAAAAGAGGCGCUCUAGGCUACAGAAGCAAAUCAUCAACCAGUCAUCUAUGGCUGCAACAGGGGCACAGCAGCCUGGCCUUCCUCAGCCGAAUGCCCUCGGUGUAAGACCUCAGAAUGGCCCCGUCACUAUGCCAAAUUUGCCAAACGCAAUAGGGAUAAAUCGUUUGCAAGUUUCACAAGGAAUUAACCAGUUUAACCAUAUGACACUACCAAACGCUCAAAUACCCCAAGCUCCAAUGGGAGCCCGGGCGGCUUCACCAUUAAAUCAUCCACAACAGAUGAACAUGACUGUUCCACCGAGAGGUAUGUCUCCCUCUCGAGGGCCUGCUACCCAGGGCAUGAUGGCAGGUCAUGGCACUACAAACAUGGUAGGGCAGAAUACAAACCAGGGCCAGUUUCUACCCCAGAAUCAGUUUCCACCCGCUGUGGCCGCCCCAGGAGCCAUGAAUGUGACUGUGGGACCGGGCAUGGGCCAGGCACAAGCUGCUGUCACUCAGUUGUCACAGCCAGGAGCCAGUCUGGACAAUAGAGCGCCGACGCCAGUGUCAGCUGCCAGUGCUGACCUGCAUCCGCCCCAUGUUGGUGCUGACCUGCCUCUUCAAGAGGUGAAAACAGAAAUGCACAACGAACAACACAACUUUGAAGCCGCUGGCGGCAAAACUGAGCCCAAGAUGGAGACAGAAGAUGACCUUAGUUCAAUGGCGGUGAAGAAGGAGGAGCCAGAAGAGAAGCAGGAAGCAAUGGAGGUGGAUGAGAAAAAAAUUGAAAUUAAGAAAGAACCCAAAGAUGAAGAAGAGGCUGGAGCAAUCAACUCUUCUUCCUCUCCCACUCAAUCACGGCGAAAAAUUUUUAAACCAGAAGAGUUACGGCAAGCGCUGAUGCCAACAUUGGAGUCUUUGUACAGACAAGAUCCUGAAUCUCUGCCGUUCAGACAACCAGUGGAUCCACUCCUUUUGGGCAUCCCAGAUUACUUUGACAUUGUGAAGAAUCCUAUAGAUCUUUCUACCAUAAAACGGAAGCUUGACACAGGACAAUACCAAGAGCCAUGGCAAUAUGUAGACGAUGUUUGGUUGAUGUUUAAUAAUGCCUGGCUUUACAACCGCAAGACCUCCCGUGUGUAUAAGUACUGCUCCAAACUCGCUGAAGUGUUCGAGGCUGAGAUUGACCCAGUGAUGCAAGGCCUGGGCUACUGCUGUGGCAGGAAGUACGAGUUCUCCCCUCAAACACUUUGCUGCUACGGAAAACAGCUUUGCACAAUACCGACUGGCGGCACAUACUACAGUUACCAGAACAGGUAUCAUUUCUGUGAAAAGUGCUUCAAUGAGAUCCAAGGGGAGAGUGUCACACUGGGCGAUGAUCCUGCUCAACCUCAGACGAUGAUUUCAAAAGACCAGUUUGAAAGAAAAAAGAAUGAUGUUCUGGAUCCUGAACCGUUUGUUGAAUGUAAAGAUUGUGGGCGUAAGAUGCAUCAGAUAUGCGUUUUACACUAUGAAGUCAUCUGGCCAUCUGGAUUCAUCUGUGACAACUGUUCAAAGAAAAGUGGCAAAACACGCAAAGAUAACAAAUUUACUGCCAAACGGCUUCAGUCCACUCGACUGGGAACCUUCAUAGAGGACCGUGUGAAUAAGUAUUUGAAAAGACAGAACCAUCCAGAGGCCGGAGAGGUCUUUGUGCGAGUGGUAGCGAGCUCUGACAAAACGGUAGAAGUAAAACCUGGCAUGAAAUCCAGGUUUGUUGAUACGGGAGAAAUGCCCGAAACCUUCCCCUACAGAACCAAAGCACUUUUCGCCUUUGAGGAGAUUGAUGGUGUUGACGUGUGCUUUUUUGGCAUGCACGUACAGGAGUAUGGCUCUGAAUGUACAUUUCCAAACACAAGGCGUGUAUACAUAUCAUAUCUGGACAGUAUUCAUUUCUUCAAACCACGUAUUUUACGAACAGCUGUCUACCACGAAAUCCUUAUUGGCUAUUUAGAAUAUGUCAAGAAACUAGGUUAUGCUCAGGGGCACAUCUGGGCAUGUCCACCCAGUGAAGGAGAUGACUACAUCUUCCAUUGUCACCCUCCAGAUCAAAAGAUUCCUAAGCCCAAAAGGCUCCAAGAGUGGUACCGGAAAAUGUUAGACAAGGCAUUUGCUGAGAGGAUCAUACAUGACUACAAGGACAUCUUCAAGCAGGCAACAGAGGAUCGUAUAACAAGUGCUAAUGAGCUGCCUUACUUUGAGGGUGACUUCUGGCCCAACGUGUUGGAGGAGAGCAUUAAGGAGCUGGAACAGGAAGAGGAAGAGAGGAAAAAGGAGGAAAACACAGCAGCCUCUGAAACUCCUGAGGGGACUCCAGUGGACAGCAAAAACGCAAAGAAAAAGAACAAUAAAAAGACAAACAAAAACAAGAGCAGCGUGAGCCGAGCAAAUAAGAAGAAGCCAGGAAUGCCGAACGUAGCAAAUGAUUUGUCCCAGAAAUUGUAUGCAACUUUGGAGAAGCACAAAGAGGUGUUCUUUGUGAUCCACCUCCACUCUGCACAAAUGAUCAACACUCUGCCGCCUCUCGUGGACCCGGACCCCAUGCUCUCCUGUGACCUGAUGGAUGGGCGGGAUGCGUUCCUCACUUUAGCUCGAGACAAACACUGGGAGUUCAGCUCUCUCAGAAGAUGCAAGUGGAGCACAAUGUGCAUGCUUGUCGAGUUGCAUAACCAGGGCCAGGACCGCUUCGUCUACACUUGUAAUGAGUGCAAACAUCAUGUGGAGACUCGUUGGCACUGCACAGUUUGUGAGGACUUUGACUUGUGCAUUAACUGUUACAACUCAAAGGGCCACGAUCAUCAGAUGGUCAAGUGGGGUCUUGGUCUGGACGACGACAGCAACAGUCAGAGCGGGGAGGCGUCAAAGAGCCCACAGGAGAGUCGCCGCUUGAGUAUUCAGCGCUGUAUACAGUCCUUGGUCCAUGCUUGUCAGUGUCGCAAUGCCAACUGCUCACUCCCUUCCUGUCAGAAAAUGAAGCGUGUGGUUCAGCACACCAAAGGUUGCAAACGCAAAACCAAUGGUGGCUGUCCUGUCUGCAAACAGCUCAUUGCUUUGUGCUGUUAUCAUGCAAAGCACUGUCAGGAGAACAAGUGUCCUGUCCCCUUCUGUUUGAAUAUCAAACACAAGCUUCGCCAGCAGCAGUUGCAGCAUAGGCUACAGCAGGCCCAGAUGAUGAGGAGAAGAAUGGCUACCAUGCAGGCCAGGAGCAUGCCGCUACCCUCCCCACCUACCUCCGCUGCUUCCAAUACGCCCACUGGUCACAUACAACCCACUACUCCCCAGACCCCUCAGCCGCCCAUGUCUAAUCAACCACAGACUCCAAACUCUGUGGGUGUGAUGUCCCCCUCAUAUCCUAAUGCCCCACGCAACGGACAGCCACCUCCUCAGGGGAAACCUGGCCCACAGGCUUCUCCUCUGCAUCAGCAGCAGUCCCCUCUGCCGCAGCCCCCUCAGCCACAGCAGCAGAUGGCCCAGCAGCCCCCACUCGCAGCGGUCAAGAUGGCUCGGCACAUAGAGAUCAUUGCACAGGCCCAGCAGAACCAAUCCAACUACCGGGUCAACAUCAACGGGCUGCCCAUGAACCAGUCUCCUCAGCCACGCAUGAGUGGGCCGAUGCAGCCCCCAAUGCAGAUGGCCCCUGGACCUCGAGGGCCCCCACAACAAGUCAUGCAGCCCAACAUGGCUCCAGGUCAGUGGCCCGUAGCUGCAGGACCCAUGCAGACUCCACAACCUCAGCAGUCAGGCCUUGUGCCAGGACAGAAUCCACAGACCAUGGCCAUGCAGCGACCUAUGAUUGCCCCUGGACAACAGCCUCAGCCAGGGCAGAGAAUGCUCAUCGCUCAACAACCUGGCGUCCGGCCGCAGGCACCCCCAAGGCCGGGAGCAGUUGCUCCCAAUGCUCUCCAGGACCUUCUCCGUACUUUGAAGUCCCCAAGCUCCCCACAACAGCAACAGCAGGUUCUUAACAUCCUAAAAUCAAACCCUCAACUCAUGGCUGCCUUCAUAAAGCAGCGGACAGCCAAGUACCAUGCCAACCAACCGCAGGUUCAGCCAGGUCAACCUCAGCAGCCACAGAUGGGUGGCAUGCAAGCCAUGGCAAUGCCAGGUGGAGCUGUACAGAGGCCUGGUAUGCCCCCUCAGCAGCCUCCUGCCCAGGGUAUGACUGCUCUCGGACCCCAAGGCCAGCUCAUAAAUUCAGCACAUGGUAACGCCGCUCAGCUCCAAGAGAUUUACCGGCGGCAACAGCUCCUCAGACAGCAACAACAGCAGCAGCAGGGUGUGAUGCCCCAAGGCCAUGGCCAGUUCCCAGCGCAGGCCCCUGGCCCCACAACUACCUACUCCCAGCUCCGCAUGCAGCAGCAGAUCACCAUGCAGCCUGGAGCGGGGACAGCAGCAGGGGCUAUGACCCAACUCUCACCAAUGAACCAAAUUGGUCAGCCUGGUUUGGCCAUGGACUCUACCCAGAAUCUACUGCACCAGCGAAUGCUUCAGCAGCAAAUCCCCCAGCAGCAGCAAGCUGUUCUCAAACAGCAGAUGGGGUCUCCCGUGCAGCCUGGCCCUAUAAGCCCCCAGACACACCUGCUAGCGGGACAGGCACUGGGUGGCCCUCACCUUCCUGGACAGCCCGCACUUACUAAUGCUCUUGGUAAACAAGUCCGCUCCCCUGCCCCAGUCCAGUCGCCCUGUCCGCCCUCGCAACCUCAGCUCCCGCCACAUUCCAGUCCCUCGCCACAGGUGCAAACCCAGCCCUCGCCGCAGCACCUGCCGCACACGGGCUCACCGCAUCCAGGCUUAGGGGGCCCUCUGUCGGCAUCUAUGGAGCAGGGACAUUUGGGGACUCCAGAACAGAGCGCCAUGCUACCACAGAUAAACACGCCCAACAGAGGGUUGAACAAUGAAUUGGUGGGAGAUGCUACAGGGGACACACUAGAGAAAUUUGUUGAGGGAUUGUAG
Messenger RNA from Knipowitschia caucasica, 6867 nucleotides. The record is from the annotation of a GenBank genome assembly. NCBI's taxonomy places the organism in Eukaryota, Metazoa, Chordata, Actinopteri, Gobiiformes, Gobiidae.